UGCGUUGGCAUUUCUGGGGCCACAAGCAUUGCUUGUGGUUGCAAUUUCUCCUUUCAAUUCCCUUGACAUUCUGCCUCCUUUGUGACUACAAAUUUGGCUGCUUCACUCACUUCCCCCCUCUCUCUCUCUCUCUCUCUGGAAAGUCAGUGCUGCUUUCUGCAGCUUUAAGCUUUUGUGAGGGAAAUUCUGGCUAGUUUCACUUCGUCGUUGUGUUGAUCCUGCCCAUGGCACUUACUGCAAGCAAGGUUUUAAGCUGUCCUGCGGUGACUAAUACAAAAACUAUUCCUAACUCAUAUGGAAUCUUAAAUUCUUAUGCCAAGUCAAUGCAACGAAAUAACUUUCAUUGUCCAAGUCAAGGGGUUGAACUGAGGCAGCUAAACUAUGGACGUCUGUUGAAAGAAAAAAUGAUAUUUUCUAAUGAUGGUUUGUGGCGUAUAUUGGGUAAACCUGUUAGUUUCACUGACUCUCAGAGAUCUACUGUCUUAUACCUGUCAAGAGGAACUCAUAAUACCAAAGCAAAAGAACCCAUUAUAACUUACGGUGAUCCUGCAGGGGAGACUAGUUCACAGAGUGGGGAUGAGGAAGAUGAGCAUCCAGUCUUUUCUGAGAGAACUACUCACUCCAGUUUAGCUGAAGCUUGUAAAUUUGUUUGCAAUGAUGCAAAGUUUGUAAAUGAGAGGGCUCGCAACGAUAUUAUUCUGCUUUCUCGUGGCAUAAUGAGGUUGAAUGCCCGUGCACGUCAAGACGUUGCUAUUCUUGGGUCCGGGUUUCUUAAGCUUGAUGCUCGGGCACGAGAGGAUACGGAGAAAAUUGACCGUAAUGUGAAGAAGAAAGCUGAGCGCCUUCAUCAUAUUGCUAUGAUCUUAAAAGACAAAGCAGAGUCUAGAUUGAAAACUGCCGCUGAUAAGCAUUGGAGUGACGGAGCCUUAGAGGCUGAUUUGCGCCGCGCUGACUUCCGUGCCAAACAACGUGCAAUGGAAGAUGCCCUAAUGGCUUUGGAGUUUGUCAAAAAUAUUCAUGACCGGAUGGUGAGCAAAAUGUACAAUUUUCCUCUGCAUAGCGAAAAUGGUAUUGUAUCAGAAAAUGACAUGCUGGGGCGUAUAAUGCUUGAAAAGAAUGGCAAAAGUCUUGAUUUCCCUUUUGGUGAAGUAUCUACUGAUCGCAUUACUGCAAUUCAGGAAGCUUACUGGAGUAUGGCAUCUGCUCUCUCUGAAGCUGAUGGAAUUGACUAUACUGAUCCUGAAGAGCAGCUCGAGCUGUUAAUUGCAACUCUUAUUGAUCUCGACGCUAUGGAUGGUAAAAGUAGUGUAUCGUUAUUGGCAGAGUGUUCAAAUUCUCCUGAUGUCAAUACCAGGCAAGCCUUAGCCAAUGCCUUGGCUGCAGCUCCAUCGAUGUGGACUCUUGGAAAUGCAGGAAUGGGAGCACUACAGAGACUCGCAGAGGAUAGCAAUCCGGCAAUUGCUGCCGCUGCCACUAAAGCAAUCUUUGAACUUAAGAGACAAUGGGAGAUAGAGGAAGGAGAUAGCUGGAGGUUUACGAUGAACCAAAACCCCAUUGAAGAAUGGGAAACCCAAGAAGCUGACGACAAUGAAGAUACAGAUUGACGUGUUAAGACAACUGUAGUGUAGGUAUUCACAUGGAGGGUUAAAUUAGUUGUAGGAUAUAGACCCUCACUAAUUACCAUAAAGUGAUCAAAAUUCUGUAAAUAAAAUGCUACAUUUUUUUAUAUUAUUGAAAUAUAUGUCAUAUCAUUAGCAAAAACAAUGCUUUGAUAAUCUACGGGGUUCAAACUUAGGACA
Prunus avium (sweet cherry) is the source of this 1799-nucleotide messenger RNA. The record is from RefSeq and is a predicted model, not a curated record. NCBI's taxonomy places the organism in Eukaryota, Viridiplantae, Streptophyta, Magnoliopsida, Rosales, Rosaceae.